Molecule: messenger RNA, 1237 nt
Organism: Paramuricea clavata
Lineage: Eukaryota; Metazoa; Cnidaria; Anthozoa; Malacalcyonacea; Plexauridae
Source: the annotation of a GenBank genome assembly
AUGUCGUCAAGCUUAGAGAAGCAGCUUCUUGCUAGAUUUCUAGUAAUUCAGAGAUCACGGCCAGAGUUGGUGCAGAAACUAAACGACGUAAUAGGUACAUACGAGUUCUCUACAAUCCCAAGAGCAUUGUUUUCAGCAGAUGGUCAACUUCUAAUUCCAACCGAUAAAAGUGCAGUCGUUAAAACAUUAGAGUCACAUGUUGAUUUUGAGAAUCAUGCAGAUGUUGAAAUCGAAAUAAGUGAAAGCACAAGAAAGAUAUGCAUUAUUGAUGCUAUGGCGGUUGUUCAGACAAUCAAAAAAGGCACCAAAAUGACUACCUGUGCAGACUUUGCUCAGGCAUUUGUCAGCGUUAUUAAGAAGAUUCUCCAUGAAUAUGAUGAAGGAAGAGUGAUCUUUGAUCGAUACAUUGAACAUUCCCUGAAAUCACAGACACGGGUGAAGCGUACAUCUGGCAAAGAUCCUAUGAAGUUCCAAGUCAACGACACAACGAACAUAAAAAACGUACCACUCAAAACGUUUCUUUCACAUAUUGAGACGAAAACCCAGUUGACAGAGUAUCUUGGAAAAGUAUUGCUGCAAGCAUACCAGGAAAGUCAACUUGCAUUGAUAAUAGUGUAUGGUACAUGGCUACAUGCACUUAUUUAAAUCGUCCGGCUGUCUUCGGCGAGUCUAUCCUACAUCAUAACCACGAGGUAGCUGACACCAUAAUCCAACUUCAUGUACUUGAUGCCUUACUUUUAUCACCUGGUUGCAAAAUUGACGUAAGCCGAUCUCCAGACACUGACGUUUUUAUAUUAUUGAUGGACCUCUGCGCACGACGUCACGACACUGGAAGUGUCAACUUCGUAACAGGACAGGGAAAGUUUAGCAAAAGAAAUAUGGAAGCAGAAAAGUUAUCUCCAAAUAACAGAGAGCAAGCCUUAUCGCUAGAAUUUCAAAAGGGUAUAGAAAUGCCAUCAACCUAAUGCCACCUCUUGCUAAGAAUGGCUGGGAAAUAGCGCAUGACAUCCUGGAACCCCCCAAAUGCCUCGAACAACCCGCACUACAAGCAGUAUUAGAACUUGUAAAAUGCGGAUGCAAAGGACGAUGCCAGGGGCGAAGUAAUUGUUCAUGUUUAAAGAAUGAUAUGCCAUGUACUGAGUUAUGUAAAUGCGAGGACUGUGAAAACGUAAGAGAUUACACUGCAGACGCAGAAACAGACGAUGAUUCAGAAGAAGAUGAAGAAAUUGACACAUGA